Messenger RNA from Colletotrichum gloeosporioides, 969 nucleotides. RefSeq lists its product as uncharacterized. Bases 1 to 969 code for a protein of 322 amino acids. The record is from RefSeq and is a predicted model, not a curated record. NCBI's taxonomy places the organism in Eukaryota, Fungi, Ascomycota, Sordariomycetes, Glomerellales, Glomerellaceae. The transcript has a single exon.
AUGACUGCCAACGCCCCCCUUAAAAGUUCUCUUAGGACGAUUUCCCAUGCCGGCGGCCCAAACUCAAAGGCCCAUAUGGAACCGGGCCAUAGCAAUUCCUACAACACUGAACAAGAGCUCACGAGCUCGACAGGUGGCUUGUCCAUCGAGGAUAAAAUCGAAGGCGAGCUUCUUCGCCAUGACAGGCAACAGCGGGUGAAGAUCUUGGUUGGCCUGUUUCUCAAGACAUGCCCAGGCGAUUGGGAUAGCGGCACCGAUGUUGCAUUGUGUUCGCAGCUCAUGUCAGUGGUGGAUGGUAGGCAGCUUGAAAUGCGCUUUGAUGCCAUUGCUGUUGUGUGCUAUCGAUGGCAGCUUGCCCACCUGGCUGAUGUUCUGGUUCGUGUAUUUGGUCUCCCCAAGCCCAAUGGCGAGUCUUGUCUCAUGUGGAGGUACCAUGACUGGAGAGCCAGCGCCGGAAAAGUCUUCCAAUAUUUUGACCAGCGUUACAGCGCUGUAUGGGGCCAACUCGUGAACAGCUCUUUUGAGCCACGGCCUCUCAGGGACCAAGGACCUCCAUUUUAUCGCUUUCAGAGGUACGUGACUGCGGCAGUUGUGGAGGCCGACCUGGGACCGGAUGCUACGAGGGCUCUCGUCAACAAACUCAUUGAAUACAUGGUUGUCGCGAAGAAGACAUUGCAGGAACAGGUUAUUCAGGAUAAGGAGAUCCGUCACCGAGGCCGGAACUGGAUCAAGUCGGUCGGUCGGGCAGUUCGUCGCUCUCUCUCCCCUCGCAAGAGCAUCAGUGGCCAAUCCUACCGCGACCGUUCCGACACCGCAACCUCUCGGCACUCUCGUGGAGGCUCUUCCAGUUCUGUAAUGGACAAUAAGCCCAUCUUGACCUCUCCACGGGCGUCGGCUGAGUCCCAGAGACCUUCUUUCGACAUUGUUCGGAGACUGUCCGAGCGGAAGGGCAAGGGUUCCAAGAAGUGA